AUGGCGCGGGCCAUACUGGCGCUGAGCAAGAACCUGGUGGAGGAGGCCACCUGCCCGCUGUGCCUGGAGCUCUUCCGGGAGCCCGUUAUCACCGACUGCGGACACAGCUUUUGCGGGCCCUGUCUAGCCGCGGCCAUGGGGGUCCCGCCGCGCCCCAUCGACUGCCCGCAGUGCCGCGCCGCCGUGGCACCGGCCUCGCUGCGGCCCAACCGCUCGCUGCGCUCCAUGGCGCAGCUGACGGAGGCUCUGGACAAGGCGCGGCGGGCGCAGUGCCCGGAGCACGGCGAACUGCUCGGCCUCUUCUGCCAGACCUGCCGCUGCCUGCUCUGCCCGCUGUGCCGAGACGAGCCCCAGCACCGCGACCACCCCGCCCGCCUCGCCGAGGAGGCCGCCCGGCAGCUCCGGGAGACACUCCAGAACAACCUGGUUCUUCUACAGAAAGAGAAAGAAGAAUUUAGGCCCAUGGGACAAAACAAAAGUGAUAGCCUACUGGGGAAGGUGGCCUCAGAGCAGCAGAGCCUGCGAGAUGCUUUCACGCAGCUGCAGGAGUUCCUGCAGGAGCAGGAGGAUGUCCUGCUAGCCCAGCUUGACCAGGUGCAUGAGGAGCUCAACCAGGAGCGCUGCAGAUACAUCUCCAAUAUUUCAGAGAGGGAAAUGCUGCGGGACACGCUGAUUGCGGAGAUAGAGAGGAAAUGUGACCAGCCAAUGGCAGAGUUCCUUACGGAUGUUGGCAAAAUCAUGGACAGGUGUGAGGCAGCAAAGACCCCGAUCCCUGAGCCGGUUUCCCCGGGGCUGGAGAGGACCCUUCAGAGACUCUUUGAGAGUACCCAGAUGCUCACAGCUGUGAUGGCCGAAUUCAAAGUGACCCUGCUGAGUAAGAUUGACAGAGAAAGGGUGAAGGUAUGGCUGGACCCAGAGACAGCGAGCCCGUACCUGUACCUCUCAAAGGACUGCAAGACUGUGCGGAUGGCAAGUGGAGAGCAAGAACUCCAUGACAACCCUGAGAGAUUCACAGGCAGCUCCAGUGUCCUGGGCUCCGAGGGCUUCACAGCUGGGAGGCAUUACUGGGAGCUAGAGGUAGGGCAUGGGGACAGCUGGGCAGUUGGUGUGGCCCUGGAAUCUGUUCGGAGGAAGGACUCGCUCAGCAUGGCCCUGGGGAAGAUCUGGGCCCUGCGGCUGGACUGGAAUCACCAGUACACGGCACUCCACAUGCCCCCCACCCCACUGGAACUGAACCAAGAGCUCCGGAAAAUCAGGGUCCACCUGGACUACGAAGGGGGCCAAGUGACCUUUUAUAAUGCAGAGAACAUGAUGCAGAUCUUGCAGUUCAAAGCCACCUUCACUGAGAAGGUCUUCCCAUACUUCUGGCUCUGGUCACAAGAAACCUACAUACAGUUGUGUGCCUGAUGGGCUCACAUGCCUCCUGGUCCCUUGCCUGGACUCUUGCCUAGCUGAGCAGGCAUGAACUGUGGAAAUGAUGCACCAUCGUUGUGCAAACUCCCUGCAGUUGGAUCUCCUCUGUGUGUUGCUGCACCUCCCCCUGCCAAGUACUUUGGAACAUUAAAGCCAUGUUGUCCUGCC
Messenger RNA from Melopsittacus undulatus (budgerigar), 1581 nucleotides. Its product is annotated as E3 ubiquitin-protein ligase TRIM7-like. Lineage: Eukaryota; Metazoa; Chordata; Aves; Psittaciformes; Psittaculidae. Gene Ontology annotation, molecular function: protein binding; zinc ion binding; ubiquitin protein ligase activity. The transcript has 7 exons. The record is from RefSeq and is a predicted model, not a curated record. The coding region runs from base 1 to 1407 and encodes 468 amino acids. Gene Ontology annotation, biological process: protein ubiquitination. Gene Ontology annotation, cellular component: cytoplasm.